This is a messenger RNA of Desarmillaria tabescens, 857 nucleotides long. RefSeq lists its product as uncharacterized. The coding region runs from base 225 to 857 and encodes 210 amino acids. The record is from RefSeq and is a predicted model, not a curated record. Lineage: Eukaryota; Fungi; Basidiomycota; Agaricomycetes; Agaricales; Physalacriaceae. The transcript has 5 exons.
CGUUUCUUGCAUUCGCCCGUAUUCAAGAAAGUACUUGAAUCUCCUCACUCAGUCACAUUUUGCACUGUGCAGGCGUGAGCACUUGUAUAUAUGGAUACAAUCCGGUCUUAUUCGUUCCGAUGAUUUCCCCAGCAGCAGAGUAGCUAUGGAGACGCUGCUUCUGGGUUCGCGUAUCAUACUUCGUCAGUGCCUUCGCACCCCGGGCCUCAGUAUGCUGUCCUAGUAUGUACUGCACCAGGUUAUCCACUAUCGCGCAGAUAGUACCGGUAGAAUCAAUCAUUUUCAAAGGAGCAAUACAGAUCGAAAUUGGUAGCGAUUUACCCGUGAUUCGUCGGUAUUCAUCUUCGUUGCAGAAGAUGGUCUUCAUCGGAGACGACAAACAGCUGCUGCCCUAUGGUCACAGUGACAUCUCAGAGUUGGAAAGUGUCUUUGAAAAGCAGCACCUUUGGCGGAAAAUACACUUUCUUGACACCAGUAUCGCAUGCCUAUGCCAAUCGGGGAUUUUAUAUCCGAACAUGUCUACAAUAAAAAACACAAGACUAUCCGUAACAUAUCGUCGAAGACCUGUUGCCGUUUUGUCAACAUACCGAAAGGACGGGAACAUCAAAGCAGGAUUAACUUCCUCCUCUAAGUCACACAGCACACAGGAGGGGCAACUGUAUAACACGGCAGAUGCUGAGAUUGACUCCCAGAGUACAAAGCGCUCGAUGAGCGCAGCGAUCCCUCACUGUCUCCUCCGAGUCAAGUUGGCGCUGGCUCUGCCAUUCCAGCCGUUUGAAGUAUGGGCGGAGAUGAUGCGACUGGAACGAUACUGGGUGGAGGGUGAAGAUAUCACGUAUGAGACAAGCGACAGAUGA